UUUCCUCGCUUUGUACAGUUUUUCCUCUGAGCUGCGGGUUUGGGCGCACCAUUCUCUCCAAAGUUUAAGGAGCGAUUCUUUUUUUUUAAACGUAAAAAUAAUGUAACUAUGUAGAAGUCUGCAGAGGUCUGACAAAUGGGAAUCAUUAGGGAUCCUUAUCGUCUAGGAUUAUAGCUACGCAAAUCACAGUUUUGGACAUAACGCCUUCUUUGACAAUGGCUUCAUUUGCGCGCUUCUCGAUGAGUAUCAUACGUCCCUUAUUAGUGCUUCUGCUGUGCGCUCGGUCCGGUCUAGCUUUCUCUGUGGCGGGGCACGAGAACACCUGUGAGGCCAACGGUAGCGUGUACUACGUGGGGGAAUGGUACUUUCUAGACUCGGACCACUGCACGCAGUGUGAGUGUACUCCAGAGGGAUCAGCCUGCGCUCGGACGGAGUGCACAUCUCUGCCCGCCGCAUGCAUCCAUGUUAGUCAUUAUCCCACCGACUGCUGCCCAAGGUGCGAGAAGAUAGGUUGCGAGUACCGGGGAGAGGUGUACGACCUGGGGCAAAACUUUCAGCCCUCAGAGUGUGAGCAGUGCUCCUGUGAGAUGGAUGGCAUUGCCCGCUGCCUGGUGGCAGACUGUGCCCCCCCUCCCUGUGUAAACCCCAUCUACGCACCUGGAACAUGCUGCCCAGAGUGCAGGGAGGGUCCAAACUGCUACGUGGACUCCUCCAGGAGCAAGGUGAUCCCGGCCGGCGAGCCCGUCUGGGUCGACUCGUGCACUAAGUGCCGUUGCCAUGACGGGCAGGAUGCUGGCUACUGGGAGGGCAACCGAUUGGCCACCUGCGCCCGCGUCCGGAACUGUGUCCCCGUGGAGACCGGACAGACCAACUGACCCAGGGGUGGGAUCAGUUCCAAACCAACCCGCUUUCCAGGAAACUUUGGACCAGUCCUCUUCUAAAUCAACCUGACUUACACUAGCCUCACCUACUUGUGGAUGACCUGAGGGGAUUUAACAGGUUGAUAAAGUGUAGGGCUAAUACAAAAAUAUCAGUAUCUUGUGUCGCCAUCCGGUUGGUACAGCAGCGUGGACAUGCUGCUGUGUCACCUACGCCUGCUCAAUCCACACAUAUCUCCACAAGUACAUAUAAUUGUUGUGGGUAGCCAGUAGUGAAUAUGAGUAGAUUUGGGACUGGGCAUAAUUCUGCCCCCCGGAGGCCAUCUGCAGAACCAGGAAAGAAAAAGAGGCACUGAUUCUAGAGGUACGAUCUGACAAUUGACCUGAUUCACCUGUUCUUGGCUCUAGUGUAUGUUAGUAGCGUAGGAAUACUAAACAAGGCUAAGUAGCCUUUAUCUGCCAAUACGAACAUAUCUAGUCUAGAUUAGGAGGACCAUCCUAAAAAAAGAGUUUUGGGAUGUUACUGUGUUAGGGUAAAAAUGUGUAUCUCCAUUCAGAUAAUAACAACCACUCAUGACUGUAAUACUAAAUGUAUGGAUAGAGUGUGAGUCAAAGUAGUUUAGUUUAGACAAUGUGUUUUAUGUUGUGGUUAGGUUCAUGAUUUAUGACAUAUUGUAUGUAAGUAGCUGUACACAUGUAUACAUGCACUUCACAUGAACACAGAAAAAAAUCUACUCUUAAAAUGGAAAUGAAAAAGUGCUAAAUACAAUUUAAUACAAGUCAAAUACAGCACCCCAAAAUGUAAACAUGGAUGUUUAAGUCAUGCUUUCACCAUGCCAGUUCAGAAGGGAACAUUGCAUUAAAACCAAAAAUAAGAUCUGUUAGUCUGCAAUCGUUUCAUAUUCCCUGGCCCAGAUUAAGUAUAGAGAAUCUGUGUGUGUGUAAUGUGCAGUCAGUGUAUGGAUCCAUGCAGGCAUGGAUAAACUGCACUACAUGUAUGCAACAGCCCAAGACUUGUCUUCUCAGGACAGGUGCCACCUCUGAAAUUGAUAUCCUAGACAAGGAUUAAGAUUAGGUCCAAAAUUAGUAGUUAUUUUAAAUGGAGACCACUAUUAAGUUGGAAGCACAUUUCAAUAACAAUGGGUGGGAACAGUGGGAAAGGAAUGCCUUUCUUCCGGUUAAAUCCGGGAUUCUUUACUUUUGAAUUCUUUUAAAUUUGAAUAUCGUGUUUAUUUUCACAUAUCUUACUAAAUGGCCCGAAACCACCAUCUCUUCAUGUACAGCAAAUCAUUCAUUAAAGCCUUUUCUGACCAUUAACA
Messenger RNA from Osmerus eperlanus (European smelt), 2197 nucleotides. RefSeq lists its product as uncharacterized. Bases 216 to 875 code for a protein of 219 amino acids. The transcript is spliced from 3 exons. NCBI's taxonomy places the organism in Eukaryota, Metazoa, Chordata, Actinopteri, Osmeriformes, Osmeridae. Gene Ontology annotation, cellular component: AMPA glutamate receptor complex. Gene Ontology annotation, molecular function: protein binding. The record is from RefSeq and is a predicted model, not a curated record. Gene Ontology annotation, biological process: negative regulation of BMP signaling pathway.